AUGUUGACUGCAAGAAUCAUCAGACACCACAACCCCCAAACCACGGCUGCUCGCAGAAACCCCUUCGACAUCAAAACCGUGGUGGUCAAGGACUCCGACAUUGAAAAGCACGACGACAAGGAGUUCAUCACCCAUCAUAUCUUCCCCCACCCUUGGUUUUCCACCCCCGAGUGUGAGGCCAUCCACUACGCCCACAGAGAGCCCAAGACCAUCGGCGACACCAUUGCUUUCAGAUGGAUCCAAUUUUUCCGGAGCUCUUUCGACUUCGUCACUGGGUACCGCAAGCCUAAGAACGCCCAGGAGGUUCAGGACGGGUUCGCUGGUACCCGCUACCAGAUGACCGAAGGCAAGUGGCUCACCAGGUGCAUCUUUUUGGAAUCGGUCGCCGGAGUGCCUGGAGCCGUGGCCAGCUUCUUGAGGCACCUCCACUCCAUCAGACUCUUGAAACGUGACAAGGCCUGGAUUGAGACCCUCUUGGACGAGGCCUACAACGAGAGAAUGCAUCUCUUGACUUUCAUCAAGAUCGGCCAACCCUCGUGGUUUACCAAGCUGAUUAUCUACGUGGGACAGGGAGUAUUCUGCAACCUCUUCUUCCUCUUCUACUUGGUGAAUCCCAAGUACUGCCACCGGUUCGUGGGGUACCUCGAAGAAGAGGCGGUCAGCACCUACUCGCACUUGAUAGAGGAGCUCGACAUGGGCAAGUUACCUGCUUUCGACCACCUCCUGGUGCCCACCAUCGCCGUCCAGUACUGGCCAGAACUCACGGAUAAAUCCACCUUCAGAGACUUGAUCUUGAGAAUCAGAGCGGACGAAGCCAAGCAUAGAGAGGUCAACCACACCUUGGCCAACUUGGACCAAGACACAGACCGUAACCCAUUUGCACUCCAGGUGGAGGGUUUGGACAAACCUCAGCCCGAAAACGGCUUGAAAACUCACAGACCUACCGGUUGGGAAAAGGAAGACUUGAAGCUUUAG
Suhomyces tanzawaensis NRRL Y-17324 is the source of this 975-nucleotide messenger RNA. RefSeq names its product alternative oxidase. Gene Ontology annotation, biological process: alternative respiration. The transcript has 2 exons. Gene Ontology annotation, molecular function: alternative oxidase activity. Bases 1 to 975 code for a protein of 324 amino acids. NCBI's taxonomy places the organism in Eukaryota, Fungi, Ascomycota, Pichiomycetes, Serinales, Debaryomycetaceae. Gene Ontology annotation, cellular component: mitochondrion. The record is from RefSeq and is a predicted model, not a curated record.